GAAUGCAGCUCAUACUUUGAAACAGUAGAUCGUCAACCUUCGGUAGAUCAUCUCGAAUAUAUACAUUAUUCAAUAGCCGAUCGGCGCGGUCUUCUAAGAACGAAACGUCACUAACGUCAUCAAUAUGUUAUUUUACUUUUUGCUAACAAUAAUUGCUGCAUCACCGUUUCUCAUCGCUGCGUUCCCACAAGCAGAUUUUGUCUUUGACGGACCAGUCGCCACACCGCCUAAUGGACAAAGAACUACAUCAACAUUCACAACGACUGUGACAUCUAGGAACGAAAAUAGUAUUACGACUACGACUUCUCAGUCCGUGAAUCAAUACAAUGCGUGCAUCACUUCUUGUCCGGUGACAAAUGAAUACAAUCCUGUUUGCGGUACGGACAAUGUUGAUUAUACCAAUCCAGGAGGAGUAGGAUGUGCGCAAAUAUGUGGAAAAGAAGUGACAUUGCAAUAUUAUGGGCGCUGUUCAACAAGAACGAGUGGAUAAUUUACAAUCGUCAUUAAACGAUGCAAAAAAUAAAAAAAAUAUUCUAAUGAGAAUAAAAGAUUAAUAUGUAGAAAAUAUACAUAUUUACAUAC
This is a messenger RNA of Camponotus floridanus (Florida carpenter ant), 582 nucleotides long. RefSeq lists its product as uncharacterized. The coding region runs from base 125 to 490 and encodes 121 amino acids. Lineage: Eukaryota; Metazoa; Arthropoda; Insecta; Hymenoptera; Formicidae. The transcript is spliced from 5 exons. Gene Ontology annotation, molecular function: protein binding; serine-type endopeptidase inhibitor activity. The record is from RefSeq and is a predicted model, not a curated record.